Molecule: messenger RNA, 1065 nt
Organism: Lichtheimia ornata
Lineage: Eukaryota; Fungi; Mucoromycota; Mucoromycetes; Mucorales; Lichtheimiaceae
Exons: 3
Coding region: 1-1065 (354 amino acids)
Source: RefSeq, a predicted model, not a curated record
AUGGCCAAAGAGAAAGCACCACCUAAAGCUGUCAAUAUCAUUCGCCCCACUCACAGCUUCACACCAGCCAAAGCGUCAUCGCGAGUCUCAUCAUCUUCCUCGAUUGUUUCCCAUUCAAGCUUUAUCAGUGCACCACCCACAUUAGCUCGAAAGCCUGUGAGGGUCGCUUCUGGCGCAAGGAUUCUUCAAGACAAGCCUGCUCUUAAUAUUUAUCAUCCUCCAUCUCCCCCACAACGGCAAAAGUCAACAACAACAGCAUCAUCCGCUAGCCGACUCCCCCCUACUCCACCAUCGCCACCUGCUCGCCCUCAUUUUGAGAUCUAUAAACCAUCCCGUGCAACUAAGCCGUCUCCAUCCACGACCCGAGUCAUACCAACAACACACCAUAGCGACCAGUAUCCAUCACAACUGCAUCAACGGCCCAAACCACAACGAGCUCGUUCAGUACUUGGUCCAAUUUCUCGACCCGAAGAAAUCAUACGCCCUGUGAUACAAAACGAGCCGGAUGAAUUAUCAGACUUGGAUGAUGAGGAUGAUGAUGAAGAGGACAAUGAACAUCAAACAAGUACGGAUGAUCAUGAUCAAGAAGAGUCCGAUAACAGUAAUGAUGAUGAAGAGGAGGAGGAGGAUGGCCCUGUAAAUGAAGCAAGAGUCAAUCGCAUGAUUGAAGAUUUGGAGAUAUCCAACCGCUCAUUAUUAGCUGUCAAUCGUAUGCUCGAGGCAAAUUUACGUAAACGAACAUCCGAAGUCGCGCAAAUGAAGAGACAACUCAAUGGCCAAGCACCUGUCGUUGUGCCUCCACUACCAAUGCCUUCAGAGGAUCAGCCAUCGGAUGAGGAUGAUGAUGAUGAAGAGUGGGAAAAGGAUGAGACAUUUUGCCGACUACGACAAAUGACCGAAUCCAUGAUUGAACAUGGUCAAUCCGCACUUGAUUACAAAGUAAAAGGACUGGGCCGGGUAAUAUCACAAUACGAACCAGAAGAAUCCGAUGAUGAUGAUGAUGACGAUAAUGACGAUGAUGAAAAUCCCAAAGAGUCACUGGAUAAUCAACAACCAUUGUCGUGA